AUUGUUCCUCACUUCUUUAGCAAUCCGUGACUUUUCAAGUUGUGUGGCAAACGGUGCAUACCUUUCUGUGAGUGAAAAAUUCUGUUAAAUUGUCUCAAAAAAUCAUCACCGUGCAUAAAAAACCUUCAUCCAUACGGAUUCAGCGCCCAUAUUUCGUUUCGCUACGGUGUUGACGUCUUAUUUGGACGUACGUAGAGUGAAGAUUUCUAGUGCUUUUGGAAGAAAAUAAGUCAGCAGCUGGCAGAUUCACCGUAGCAGGCCAUAUCCUUCUCGUACCAUUUCAUCGGCCUCUCUCAUCCUCAUUGCGGUUUUUGGAAGUGUGACGAAGCUUUAGUUUCUGCAUUUUCUACUCCCCUCAACCCCAUACUUCGAGAGUAUAGUUGUUUCUAUUGAUUAACACCAGCAAGGAUCGCCUGGAGCGGCGGCUAUCGUUUUAUAUGACUUUAGAAAGCGUACAAGAAACACCAGCACUCAAAGAGGCACCGCUUUCUCCCAUAUUAAGGAGUUUCAGUGGUACGACGUGCAUGAUUUCGCAUAGAAGCAGUAAAAGUCAUAGGACUUCAAAAUAUUCUAGCAAUAGACAUCGGAAAUUACAACCGUUCAGAGAAACGUGAAAAUUCCCAAGCAAACACUAGGCAUCUCUGUAAAUUUUUAAUUUAAAAUCGUGUUAUAAGCAUCCCAAAUUUUUUUCAAAACUACUCGCGCCAAAACUGAGCAUCACUGAAUACCGCUUUUGAAUAUCGUGUAUGCUAAAAGCAGCGUUUUGCGGAUCUGGGAAGACAGUGAUAGAAAAGGAGUUUUGGUGUACGUGAGAGAAGGAGAGUGUGUGCAGGAGAAAAGGUGAUUAUUGAGGUCAUAUUUAUCCAAAUAUCUGUACGUGAAAAGCUACAAACGUUCAUGCUACAGAUUUGAAACCCGGAGACUAUCAAAUGAGCUAAAUUGAAACGUACGCAGCAAAGUUGAAUGCUCGUGCAAGAUUACGACAAAGUUGCAAAUCUCGCUUAGAAAUCGUUCUUAAAUUCUAACCCGAAAAGAAACAGUAUACAAAUAGUACCAUUUUCACAAACCGCGACCAACAAGUUCUGUUUCUAUCGAAGCUGUGUCAUCUAUAUAGCUAACCGCGUGUUUAUAAUUAAAGCUCCACCUGGAAAGUAAUAUUAGGCUCACCAAUAGUACGAGUCAAACCAGGAGGAAGAGAAAGGAUUAUAUACGGUUUAACGCAUAUUUCACCCUCGUGUUAAAAAAAAGGCUGUAAAGGUUCCCUAUACGGCCAAAAAAAAUCCACAUCCGGUAGUUGGUACGGAAAGAGAAAAUUUCAAACACCCGACACCGCCUAAACAUCAUCAUCCUACAAAUGCUUUUGCUAGCAACAUCCUCCAGCAUACGAUUGGAAAACGCCGCAUUUGACGCCACAACCGAUCUGCAGACCCGAACCGGUCCGAUCAGCAACGAUCGUCGCGAAGGAGAACAGAUGAAUUUGGUCAGCUUGAAGGAACAGGGCCGUUGGUUUCGUUAAAACAAAUCAUCAUUUUUUUCCAACGCGCACCAGCAAGCUUAAAAGAAGACUACGCAUGUCUCGUUUGCCAUCAAGGAAGAAAUUUCUUGCAUGAAGUAAAAGGUUGCACACUGCGAAGCUCUGUAGCCGGAAGCUGCAAGCUGACACUGAUACGUGCCAGGGCAACGGUCCAAGAUAAUCCAUCACGGGAAAAUCUUUUCCUUGUUGUGCUUCUUGUAUGCCGCAGUGAAUCGUCACGUUGUGGUGAAGUUGCGUCCAAUCGUGUCGUAAAACCGCGUGCCGUAUUUCAUCGAACUCAGAUUUCGUCAAUCGUUGUUGUUCCAUUCGGUAAAAAUGGCUACCGUAAACGUGAAUCGUAAUGUGACCGAUAUCUUCUACCGUUACAAGAUGCCUCGCAUCAAUGCAAAGGUAGAGGGUAAAGGAAACGGCAUUAAAACGGUGAUCGUGAACAUGGCCGAGGUGGCCAGAGCGAUCGGUCGUCCUGCAACCUACCCGACGAAGUACUUUGGUUGUGAACUGGGAGCGCAAACACAAUUCGACCAUAAGAAUGAACGCUUCAUUGUGAAUGGAUCGCAUGAUGCUGCGAAGCUGCAGGAUCUGCUCGAUGGGUUUAUCCGCAAGUUCGUCCUCUGUCCGGAGUGUGACAACCCGGAGACCGAUCUGCUGGUGUCGUCCAAGAAGGGUACCAUCUCGCAGGGUUGCAAGGCUUGCGGCUUUCACGGUCCGCUCGAGGUGAACCACAAGGUGAACACGUUCAUCAUCAAGAACCCGCCGAACGUGAACCCGGCAAGCCAGGGAGCUUCGCUGACCGAGGGUAAGCGUAGCAAGCGCACCAAGAAGGGCGAAAACGGCGACGACUCAACGGUUGGGCUAAACACUACCGCCAACGGUGGCGGCGCUGCCGAGAACGGUAGUGCUGAAACCAAUGGCGACGAGUCGCCGAACGGUUCGAUUGCGGGUGGUGCGGUUGGGGAGAACGGUGAGGACGAUGUAAACUGGACGGUGGACACGUCGGAGGAAGCGGUGCGCGCACGCAUGCAGGAUCUUACCGACGGUGCGAAGAAUAUGACCGUGUCGGACGAUUUCGAUAAAACGGAAAAGGAACGUAUCAACAUAUUCUACGAGUUGGUAAAGAAGAAGCGCGACGCGAACGAGCUGGACAACGUGCAGGUACACAAGGAGCUGGUAACCGAAGCGAGCCGGCUCGAUAUCCAGUCGAAGGCAACGCUCGUGCUGGUGGAGCUACUGUUCACGGCUAACAUUACGCAGGAGGCCCGCAAAUACCGUAACCUGCUGCUGCGCUUUACCCAUGAAGACAAGAAGGCGCAAAAGUACUUUAUGGGCGGGUUGGAGCAAAUGAUUUCGCUCCACGCGGAUAAGCUGAUGGACAAGGUGCCCGGCAUACUGAAGCUCUUCUACGAUAGCGAUGUGCUGGAUGAGAAGGUCAUACUGGAUUGGUCGCAGAAGGUUAGCAAGAAGUACGUCUCAAAGGAAAUCGCUGCCCAGAUACACGAGCGUGCCAAACCGUUCGUCCAGUGGCUGCAGGAAGCGGAGGAGGAGGAGUCGUCCGAGGAGGAUGAUGAUUCGGAGGUCGAAAUCGAGUACGAUGACCGCGCGAAGGUGGAUUCGCUGCGCAAGGAACCGGCCAAACCGGACCCGAAGAAGCAGGCCAAGGCAUCGCUCGAAGAGGACGAGGAUGGGGACGAUUUGAACAUCGACGAUAUCUAAAGCGGUCUCCCGAUUCGUAUGCUAAGACACUCUCAUCUCCUCCGUGUGAUAACACUGGCGUGAAUAUGUCAUUUGCAGCGCUGGACACGCUUUCCUCUCCUGGUUACACAUUAUCGCACGAUUCGCAUUAAGUUUUCCGCUUUAGUCGAUAUGAAUGACAUUGCUACUAAUUAUGGUUUAGUAUGCCUUUGCUUUCUAAUAAUUUUUGAAUUAUAAUGGUUUAGGCGUUUUGCAGAUUUAAUUCGUUUUCAUCUUUCUUGGUUUUAUUUGCUUAGUCCCUACAACCUUGGGGGUUUCCCCCUAUUUACGUAUCGAUGUGAAAGCAAAAGUUUUAUGUCGUUUGAACAAGCAAAACUCUACUAAGUGUCAUGCAACUCUCCUAUAUCUCAUCAUCUUUCCUAUGUUAGAGCGCAAUAAAAGCAUAUGA
Messenger RNA from Anopheles moucheti, 3671 nucleotides. RefSeq names its product eukaryotic translation initiation factor 5 (gene eIF5). Gene Ontology annotation, cellular component: cytosol. Bases 1850 to 3244 code for a protein of 464 amino acids. Lineage: Eukaryota; Metazoa; Arthropoda; Insecta; Diptera; Culicidae. The record is from RefSeq and is a predicted model, not a curated record. Gene Ontology annotation, biological process: translational initiation; formation of translation preinitiation complex; formation of cytoplasmic translation initiation complex. The transcript has 7 exons. Gene Ontology annotation, molecular function: eukaryotic initiation factor eIF2 binding; GDP-dissociation inhibitor activity; translation initiation factor activity.